AUGACCAAUGGACGAUGGCAUCAAAAUCCCAUGACUCGUUCUCAGAAGAUGGAUAUUAAUAAAUUCUUAAUUGAUGCUGCGACAAAAAAUAAACUUCCGAUCACGUACCAGCGGGCUGAUAAAAAAUGUGGCAACGUGACUUUCGAUCACAGACUUUAUUUUCGCGCUAUUUGUGACCGAGAUGGCGCCACUCCGUGUUGCUAUAACAACCAGUGUGUGAACAGAACAGUAGAACAAUGCCGCUGUCCGAACUGUUAUGAUUUGAGGGACGUCAUCACACCGGAAUAUGCUGAUUGGAUCCCAACCGAUCCUCGGUGUGCAGUGAAGAAAAUUGAUUAUAAAGAUGCGUGUGAACUACUUUCCGGUUACACUUUGACUUUCCUGGGGGAUUCCAUAAUCAGACAAAUAUAUACCGCCUUUCUUAUCUACAUCCGAAAUAAUUAUAUAGAUGGCGCUAUCCAAUCUACGAGAAGAGAUAUCCAAUAUAAUUGUUUGAGGUACAGAAUGUUUGGUGAAGAUUUAUGCAGAACAAACCUGGACCGUAAUGCCAAGGCUUGCGACGGAAAACUCCAGUUGAGGUACCAAAGAAUAGCAGAUAAAAGCAAGAACCAUAAACAAGUCAUGUUAGACGUCAUGAAAAUAAUUCCACACGAAAAAUCGCUGCUAAUUUUCGGGAGUGGUGGGGGAAUCUCGGACUUUAAUCCCGGCCAUCACAUUGAGACUUUUCUCAAACCGGUAAUGGAUUUGUAUAAAUCGUUGAAGAAGCCGUACCGUUUACUCUGGAUCCAGCCAUCCUAUUUUAAUAUUAUUAAAAAACCUUUCCAUCGUCAGACCAACGACCACGUUCAGAGCUAUAUCGACGGUGUUGUACCUUAUUUGAAAUCCCAAGGAGUUCCGAUAAUGAAUUUUAGAGACAUAACAAAGGGAAUCUUAAGUCACGACGGACUACACUCGUCUCUAGGCAUGAAUUUGUGGAAAUCUCAUAUCUUGAUGAAUUAUAUACAAGAGUUAUACAACAAAAGAGAAUGGUGGAAACCUAUACCUAACCGGCGGUGGAACGGAACAGUGAAAACCUAUACCAAGCCGGCGUAUAAAAAGAGAAAAUUAAAUACUAUCAUAGACAUUAUUAUAGAAAUCAUCCAGGUUCAUUAUUAUAGUCAAACACAGACAUUUGUGGUCAUCCGUCAAAACAUAAACACAACUAGUGUAUUAUAUCUUACAGGCGACAUGAAUUGGAAGGUGCUGGCUGGUGUUUUAUUGGUAUUGUACGUGACUGUUACUACUACCAAGGAAAUAAGAGACACUGCCUCUAACAUCCAACAUGGUUUAUCAUUAGCUAAAGAAAUUGGUGACUUUGUUGUGGCCAAAAAUUUCACGAAUGUCAUUGGAAAGCUGGCUACCGCUGUAACACCUUUUCUUGGGAUAGUUGGGCCCUUCGUUUCCUUCAUCAUGGGAUUUUUCAGACAGCCUGAAUCAGCCGAACUUAAAGCCAUUAAACGUCUGUACACAGAAGUUGACAAUCGAUUCGAUAAAGUUGAUUUGCAAUUUAUUGAAGUGAAACAACUGAUUGAUUGGAGUAAAAUACAAAUACAGUAUUCUGAUAUUGAGCAAAAAAUUAAUGCUGCUAACGGAGUAUUCGAAUGUAUCUACAAAUUUUCCACUGGAGCUUUAAAUAUCACUACUUCUGCCUUCGUUACAAACUUCGAUAAUGAUUAUCAAAACAGCGGAAUAAAACUCUAUGACGGCAUCAUGAAUGAAGGACGGAGAUGA
Molecule: messenger RNA, 1770 nt
Organism: Lottia gigantea (owl limpet)
Lineage: Eukaryota; Metazoa; Mollusca; Gastropoda; Lottiidae
Exons: 5
Coding region: 1-1770 (589 amino acids)
Source: RefSeq, a predicted model, not a curated record